This is a messenger RNA of Macrosteles quadrilineatus (aster leafhopper), 3369 nucleotides long. Its product is annotated as cyclic nucleotide-gated cation channel alpha-3-like. Gene Ontology annotation, cellular component: intracellular cyclic nucleotide activated cation channel complex; plasma membrane. Gene Ontology annotation, molecular function: cGMP binding; intracellularly cAMP-activated cation channel activity; intracellularly cGMP-activated cation channel activity. The coding region runs from base 353 to 2983 and encodes 876 amino acids. NCBI's taxonomy places the organism in Eukaryota, Metazoa, Arthropoda, Insecta, Hemiptera, Cicadellidae. The record is from RefSeq and is a predicted model, not a curated record. The transcript is spliced from 13 exons. Gene Ontology annotation, biological process: monoatomic cation transmembrane transport; potassium ion transport.
UGGGAAGAAAUGAUAAGUCGUAACCGUGAUAUUGAAAAUAUUUUUAGUAAUAACAAGACGUUAAUGCAUUCAUUACUCUCUCACGAUGAUUUACAUUCUAGUUUAUUCUAUUUCAGAAGCGUUUUGGUAGGUUUAAAACACAAUACUAUAUUUUAAUCUCUUUAACUAGCGUUUUGACAUAAUAUUUUGAGAAAGUCAUGUUUUGCGUUUACAAUAGGUAUUGACAUAAACCAGAGUUAGUAGUGUGGAAAUGUGGGUCCUGUAACAAAACGUGAAUAGUGUGAAAAUGCGGGUUCUAGAACACUAAAGUGGGCACCGGGGUGUCGUAUGCCUCCUCCACGGUACGCGUCCAAUGUCCACCUCGGCCCGGCGCUUCGUCCAGAGUCUUACAGGUCGACGACAGUCAAGUCCCGGGGACACAGCGGCAUCUUCCACGCGCCUCGUGCACGGCCAUCAUGAGCUUGACGAGAUAGCCGUCGUCUCCUGCAACGCCACCCCUAGCCAGGUCAAGUAUGGCAGUGGGCCUUUGUCUGCGGCCGCCAACGGCCCGAGGAUUGUGCCUGGUAUUAUUACGUCUACCGGGCGUAUGAUCGGGGAGCGUCUGAGCGCAUCCGGUACAAGACUUGACACCGGCAGCCCAGUGGCCUACGUGUCGGGCGGCAACCGCAGCAGCAACGAGUCGCUCAAGCCCAGCAGGGCGCUCAAGUCCGUGUCUCGACAAAGCCUGCUGGACAUAGUCAGCUCCAGGCUCGGCGUCGGCAGGAGCAAACAGCACCAAGUCCAGAGAUACUUUUCCUCCUCGCGAGACUCCUUGUCCGCCGCAUACAUCAACCGAGCAGCAGUCUCGUCGGCCUCAGAGCUCGACCUCAGUCGUAAGGUUCGCCGGCGCGACCUCCGAGGUCGCCUCAAACUCCCUGCCUCCGUGGCACAGACCGAGACCUCCCGGUGGACUGGCGGCCCCAGGAACUCCUCCGGGAACAUCAACGGCACGGUGACGUCCACCGAGACCCGUUACAACACCCGGCGCCCACCCAGGGUACGGACCAAUCACAAGUGGUCUUUCGUGUUCGACCCCGCUGGUCGUCUCUGCUACUACUGGUCUAUGGUCGUGUCUCUCGCCUUCCUCUACAACUUCUGGGUCAUCAUCUACAGGUUCGCCUUCCAGGAAAUUAAUAGAGACUCGAUUCUCGUCUGGUUCUGCCUCGACUACCUCGCAGACCUCCUCUACCUCGUCGACAUCAUGUUCCACUUCCGCACGGGCUAUCUGGAGGACGGAGUGCUACAAACAGACUCGACUAAGCUGAGGCAUCACUACAUGAACUCCACCACUUUCUACAUCGACUGUCUCUGUCUGCUUCCGUUGGACUUCCUCUAUCUCUCCAUAGGCUUCAACAGCAUCCUCCGCUCCUUCCGGCUCGUCAAGAUCUACAGGUUCUGGGCCUUCAUGGAUAGGACCGAGAGACACACGAACUACCCUAACCUCUUCAGAUCGACCAGUUUGAUCCACUACCUCCUCGUGAUCUUCCACUGGAACGGGUGUCUGUUCCACAUCGUCUGCAAGAACAACGGGUUUGGCAGCAAGAACUGGGUGUUUAUGGACAGUGAGAGUGCUGAUGUUGUGAAACAGUACCUCCAGAGCUACUAUUGGUGUACUCUCGCCUUGACAACCAUCGGGGACCUGCCGCGGCCUCGCAGCAAAGGCGAGUACCUGUUCGUCAUCCUCCAACUGCUCUUCGGACUCCUGCUGUUCGCGACGGUCCUGGGUCACGUGGCGAACAUUGUCACGAGCGUCAGUGCGGCGAGGAAGGAGUUUCAAGAUGGCUCCAACUUAACCAAGCUGGAUGGAGUGAAGACCUACAUGCGGAUGAGAAGAGUUCCGAACCAUCUUCAGGUGAAAGUAAUCAAAUGGUUCGACUACCUGUGGCUCACACAGAAGUGUUCUGACGAGGAGAAGGCAGUCAGCUGUUUACCAGACAAGUUGAAGGCUGAAAUCGCCAUCAACGUUCACCUGGACACUCUCAAGAGGGUGGAGAUCUUCCAGAACACCGAGGCCGGCUUCCUAUGUGAGCUCGUCCUCAGACUGAGGCCAGUGCUGUUCUCUCCCGGGGACUAUAUCUGUAGAAAAGGGGAAGUGGGCAAGGAGAUGUACAUAGUCAACCGAGGCCGUCUACAAGUUGUCGCCGACAACGGUAGGACUGUCCUGGCUACUCUCAAAGCAGGAUCUUACUUUGGCGAGAUCUCCAUCCUGAACAUGGGCACCGCAGGUAAACAGCUGGGCAACCGAAGAACGGCGUCCGUGAGGUCCGUGGGCUACAGCGACCUCUUCGUCCUCUCCAAGAAGGACAUGUGGGACGUGCUGAAGGAGUACCCAGCGGCGAGAGUCAGGCUGGAGGCAAUAGCGGUCAAGAGACUGGAGAAAUACAAGAGGGCGCCUCUAGAGAAAGCGGCCAUGGGCAGGAGUCAGUCCACGCCGGGCCUAGUAGAGACUAAGGGGCGAGUACCCCUGGAGGAGAUGUGGGUGUCACCACUGCCUCCUCUAGAUCCUGUACCUCCUCUCUCGGCCGCCACUUCUGGGCCUCCACCCUCCGCCUACACCUCUAACUCGCUCUUCAGCCCUGCGCUGAGUCCCACGACAGCUAGUAGAUCGCAGCACACCAACGCAUCGCCGCUGUCCAUCUUGUCCAGCGAACACACCUCCGAAGAGCAAUCCUGCCACCACGUGCCUCUCUCCCAGAACACUAAACCACCCUCGGGACCCAGUCCCGACGUGAUAUCACAGGAGGCCUUCAUCGCGGAGAUCAAGAGGCUGAGGGAGCGUCUGGUGACUCUGGAGACGGAGAACGCAGCCCUCAGCAUGAAGCUGAGUCAGCAGCAGUGGGAGGUGGAGCAUCGUCUAGCGGAGAUCGAAAUGCAGAUUUGUGGGGCCAGCAGUGCUGACAGCAGUGCAGAAGACAACGAGAGAAACAGGGAAAGCAUCAUUUAACAAAGAUGGCGGCGAGAAGACCUUCGAUUGGUCAACAGGCGGGACGAGCUAGCCUCUUUGACUGUUUAAACUAUACUUGACCAAGGAUAUUGAAUCGAGUUAUUUCCUACAACCUAACUAAAUUUUAGUUACACCGUGGGUGGUAUGGUGGUAUAACCAAUUGCAUGGUUGUACAUAGAGCACACAUGGAGGGGAGGGGGGGUAACUCAUUGUUGUCACCACCCCUUAGCAAUUACUAUGCUCUACUAGGUAAAUGGAACUGUGAACUUCCAUUAAUUCAGAAAUCAAUAACAAGAUGGUACUUUUAUAAACUUUUACCAACAAAACGCAUUCCCUGCUGUUAGUGCAACGUUAUAUUUUUAGUUUCAUUUUUGAAUUGAUAUAAA